GCCCCGUCCUCACCAAGUCUGUAAGGGCAGAAUGCAGGGACACUCGGCUAGCCUGAGAUGGGCAACACAAACUUAGUUCGACUUAGCUCUUGCUCUCCGGUCAUCCAGGAGCGUUGGUAUAAAUUGUUGUAUUUAGGCUAGGUGGUGCGGUUAGGAGUUGUUCUAGUGUUGUGCAGUUAUGAGUUCAGUGGUCGAGCCCGAUGGAGGGGGGUAGAGUCGCCUGUAACCUGACGGAUGAAAGUAACAUCAACGAACCUGAGUUCAUCAUCACUACAAUUGUCCUCGGGGUUAUCAAUGUGAGUGUAGUAUUCGGUAACAGUCUCGUCAUUGCAGCUGUGUUCACCUCUCGAAAGUUACGGACGGUGACUAAUAUGUUUAUAGUGUCGUUGGCAGUGGCCGAUCUUCUGCUAGGAAUUGUUAUUUUACCUUUCUCCAUUGCCUACGAGGUUUUGGAUUACUGGAUAUUCGGGACGUUCAUGUGUACGAUAUGGCUUGCCGUGGAUGUAUGGUUAAGUACGGCAUCUAUACUCAACUUGUGCGCUAUCAGCCUAGAUCGGUACCUGGCGAUUACAGAACCGAUCAAAUACCCCAACCUCAUGUGUCCCAAACGAGCGCGCAUUCUAAUCGCCUCCGUCUGGGUCUUGGCGUUUGUGAUCUGCUUACCGCCACUAAUAGGAUGGAACGACCCUGGCCAAAAUGUAAGUGAUUUUAAGUUCAACAAUAUAUCUGAUUCCUUCCUGUUAGAGUUGUUAUCUUUUAGCGACUGGAAUUUGACCGAGGAUAGUACGUAUUUACCGGUUUCCACAAAUCAUCAAAUACCAGAUUGUGUCCCGGAAGUCCUACCUUUGUGUCAGCUUGUUAGCGAAAGGGGAUAUCGGAUAUAUUCGGCAAUGGGAUCAUUUUACAUACCUAUGCUGGUCAUGGUGUUUUUUUACCUGAGAAUCUACCUAGCUGCCGUCAGGACGGCUGCUUCUUUACGUAAAGGUGUGUUAACAACCAAGAAGCUGGACGAUUCCGUGGCCCAUGAAGACGGGUCGGUGACACUACGAGUCCACAGGGGGGCCACAUCACGUCAGAGUGAGAGAUAUGAAUGCUCUGUAAAGUUUUCAAAUAAAAACGGCAAAAAACACAACGGACACCAUUAUCAGAACUCCCGAGAGGAACAAAAGCAAUCAUCGAGGAAAAAAACGGAGAGGGAUGUCUUAUUACAUCAGACGAAAGGGAAAAGAAAAAAACGAUCAGUUUCGUCUAGAAACUCAGGCAAUGGCGGUGGUAUGGAGAUGUGUAACGCGCGUGAUUCAUCUUACUCCAGCAAAAGUAGUCUAGAAAAGACAAACAAGCUUAGACUGCCGCGAGAAAAUUGGCCGAAUCACGACAACGGGAAACGCGACCGUUUGCGAGUACAGGACGAUGGGGAUUCCAGUGACAGUUGCAGGCGAUCACAUUUUACAUUUAAAGGAACAGCGAAGAAAAACUCGAAGCACGCCAGAAAAUUUAAAAGGGAAACUAAGGCCGCCAAAACAUUGGCAAUUAUAGUCGGUGCUUUCAUUUUAUGCUGGUUACCGUUUUUCUCAGUCUACCUAAUAGGGGCGUUUUGUGAGACGUGUAUAGCUCCUUUACUGUUUUCCAUUUUGUUUUGGCUGGGGUAUUGUAAUUCAGCCAUUAAUCCUUGUGUAUAUGCAUUGUUUUCUCGGGAUUUUCGUCAGGCGUUCAAACGUCUCCUCUGGUGCUACAAAGCGAGACCCGAGCUUAAAGACAGAUAUCAAACUUACGGACAAGGGGUACAGCAGCAACAACAACAACAGUUUCAAAUCAAAGACAGUGAAAGUGUGUCGGAAUCAUGAUGCUGUGGUUUGUUCAGCUUGGAUCAACUAUUCUGUUAUUUAUGUCUUUCAAAUGUAUCCUUCUAUCUAUAACAGAGGUUUGUUAAGAGAAGGGUAAGACAUUUUAA
Molecule: messenger RNA, 1951 nt
Organism: Liolophura sinensis
Lineage: Eukaryota; Metazoa; Mollusca; Polyplacophora; Chitonida; Chitonidae
Product: octopamine receptor 1-like
Exons: 1
Coding region: 201-1844 (547 amino acids)
Biological process (GO): G protein-coupled receptor signaling pathway
Cellular component (GO): plasma membrane
Molecular function (GO): G protein-coupled acetylcholine receptor activity
Source: RefSeq, a predicted model, not a curated record